ACUCUCUGCAAUUUUCUUCCUUCUAAAUUAUCUACGCUGGGUUCCGUGUAUAACAGGGCUCUUCUUCUCUCUAAAAAAAAAGUUUACACUGAUAAAAAAAAAAAAAAAAGUUUACGAAAGAAAAAUAGCUACUGAAAUUGACGAUUGUUACGGCGGUGGUGGCGGCGAUACAAUUUUAUCAUUCCCAAAGCCCAUUUAGGAAACAGAGACAAUAAUGAAAGAUCCAGUGGUCACAGUCAAAGUAGAACAGGGAGAAGAAGAAGAAAAGGAACAAACGACACCGCUUCAUCACAUUCCAGCUGAUUCCGGGGAAGUAGUAUUCCCUGAAGAACUACUAAACGACACAGCUCCGCCGACUCUGACACUGGCCAAAGAGACCGAGGCGAUCAAUAUCAAAGAAGAAGAGGAAGAGGAAGAAGAUGAUGAAGAAGAAGAAGAAGAUAUUGAAUCCUCAACUCCGAAGCCGAUGGAGGGUCUAAACGAACAAGGUCCGCCGCCGUUUCUGAAGAAGAUUUUCGACAUGGUGGAAGACCCAGAUACCAAUACGGUCGUGUCGUGGAGCGAGACACGGGACAGCUUCAUUGUUUGGGACGAGCAUGUUUUUGCAGAAGAUCUGCUUCCUAGGUAUUUCAAGCACAAGAACUUCUCUAGCUUCAUUCGCCAGCUCAAUACUUAUGGUUUCAAGAAGAUUGAUACGGAUAUGUGGAAGUUUGCAAAUGAAGAGUUUCAAAGUGGGAAGAGGCAUUUGCUGAAGAACAUAAAGAGGAGGAAUCGAUUGAACAAGCAGGAACAUGGAGUAGUAAGUUUGAAAUUGAGGAAACCUGGGGUGGAGACUGAACUUGAGAGUCUGAGGAAGGAUCAGAAUGUAUUGCAAGUGGAAAUCUUGAAGCUGAGACAACAAGAAGAGGACUCACACAAUCAACUCACUGCUGUUGAAGAUCGCAUUCGAUAUGCAGAGUGUAGGCAACAACAGAUGCUCUUGUUUCUCACCAAAGCAACCAGAAACCCCAACUUUGCUCACCAGUUCAUCCAGAAGAGAAAGCUUAAGAGAGAGCUGAAUGGGGGCGAGAUUAGCAAGAGGCGUAGAUUGCUAGCAACUCAAGGCCAUGAAAGCUUGCUUGAGGCCAUUGACACCAGCCUUGGUGUUAAUGGGAGAAACGAAGUUCAGGGAGACUCGGUGACAGUUCUAACUGAUAUAUUGCAAGAGGGUGUGGAUACUUGUCCAUUACAAACAUCCUUCCCAGCUCCCAUGGAUGAUGUAUUGUGCAGUCCUCUUCAGGAUCAGAAGGUCAAUGUGAUGCCUGGAACAAGCACUCCUCCAGAAAUGUCAUCGGUUUAUAAUGUCAUGUCUGAGAAACUAAUGGGGGACAAUUCGAUUGUUGAUGAAGAUUUCACUAUGAAUGAGUCUCAAUUCUAUUCUGAGUUGGAGGAUUUGAUUGCCAAGACACCUGAUUGGGGUGGUUUUGUAAGUGGACGGGUGGAGCCAGCCGGUUGUGUUGGGUCGAUGACAUAAGUUCACAGGCACAUAAAGAAGGUUGCAAGAGUAUGUUGCCACUUCAUCAACGGUGGAGAGUUGCAGCUGAUAGCAGGAAUUCCUAAUCCCUAUUGGGUGUUGAUACUGAUGGCAUGUUAGUUACCUACAGAUGUUCAUACUUCCUAUCUACUUUUUCUUCUUUAUUAAGGUCGUGUACUCUUUUGUGUUGUAGAAAGUCGUAACUGCUAUGUAUUGUUAUAUACCAGUACUGCAUAGCUUGGUCUGUCUUAUCAGUGGAAUUCAGGGAUUUGAAUUUUGAAGUGGCAAAAUUAUUCUAGGAGCAAUGCUCCGUCUUUUUCACAUGAAUGCUGAACCCUAUUAUGAAUUUGCAGAGAUU
Messenger RNA from Quercus lobata, 1871 nucleotides. Its product is annotated as heat shock factor protein HSF30-like. The record is from RefSeq and is a predicted model, not a curated record. Gene Ontology annotation, cellular component: nucleus. The coding region runs from base 215 to 1513 and encodes 432 amino acids. Lineage: Eukaryota; Viridiplantae; Streptophyta; Magnoliopsida; Fagales; Fagaceae. Gene Ontology annotation, biological process: regulation of transcription by RNA polymerase II; cellular response to heat. The transcript has 3 exons. Gene Ontology annotation, molecular function: DNA-binding transcription factor activity; RNA polymerase II cis-regulatory region sequence-specific DNA binding.